This is a messenger RNA of Sycon ciliatum, 1671 nucleotides long. RefSeq names its product alpha- and gamma-adaptin-binding protein p34-like. Lineage: Eukaryota; Metazoa; Porifera; Calcarea; Leucosolenida; Sycettidae. Bases 101 to 1144 code for a protein of 347 amino acids. The record is from RefSeq and is a predicted model, not a curated record. The transcript is spliced from 9 exons.
CGAAUAAAAUCAGUUCGACUUCGAACUUUUAUGCUCAUCUUGAGUUUUCAUUGGAAUGGUAGACGAAGCAGCUGUUGUAUUUUGAAGUCUAACAUAGUCGAUGAUGGCGAUGAGUGACGGUCCUAUCCUGCUGGUGUGCGACUGCUGCGAUGGCGAACCAGAAGUCUCAUCUGUGUUGAAAGGCCUUCUGGGUGUUGACCAGCUGCCUGCGUCUAGACAGCCAUGCAGUGAGAUCAGAGAGUACACACGCACACUGGAUAACAAGUACUACACGGCAGACAUCAACGUUCAGCAUCUGCUGCCGUGCCCCGCGCGUCCAUGCCCCAGCGUUGCUGACAGUCCUGUCGAAGCACUGCUGGUUACGUUUGAUGCUGGCAAGACAUCCAGCUGGGACGAUGCAAAGAAGUGGGCAAGCUUUGCAGAGGAACGUGACCUGGACAUUCGCCUGCUUCUAUGUGACCAGGUAGCGUCAUCAUCAACGACAACGCGCACUACAGAGGGUGAUGGCCAGGAACGUGGUGCCGACGUAGUAGUAUUGGACAAGGAGACUUGUCAGACCUGGUGCAUUCAGAAUGGCUUUGAACUGGUCGAGAUGAGACCCCUGGACGAUGAUAGUGGUGCUGAAAGUGAUGAUGAGGAAGGAUUUGGUAAGGAGUUGAGGGGAGUGGAGCGCUGUGUGCAAGUUCUCAACUCUCACCAGUGGACAAACCUCAUACUAAAGGAACAAGAUAGCAGAGGAAGGCAUGCGGCAGCGCGGGAAGAAGCUUCUGGCACGUCAUCUGCUGCCGCUGGUGCAAAACCGGUAAGUUUGCAAGACUUAGAGAAGCUGCAUGCCGAGAAAGCCAACGAGAACAGGCAGAGGGACGCAUCAUCCUCGGCAGCUGCUGCCACCACCUCCGAAAAUGGUUUAGACGAGUCUGCACUGGAUGCCGCUGCCAAUGGAGCAGGCUCGAUGGCGGGGUGUUCGGAAGAUGAAUUCAGCCAGCUUUUCGAGAAGUUUGGAGCCAUGAAAACGCAAGCCGAUUCCUUGGAGCCAUCUGAGCGAAAAGCUUACGCCGAGAAGGUUGUGAUGGCUUUCUGGCAAGCCAUGGGUGGUGAUGCUGAUGAGAUGGGUGACCUUGACGGCGAAGCGGACAGUGACUAGGACACUCUGCCUGCGCUCGCGCUCUUGGUGGCGAAAGAUGUCGCAUUGCAAGCCGAUCACUCCAUGUACUACGCCAUGCACAAUACGGCCGACGGGGCACAACUGUCCCGGUGCGAGGUUUUUUCUGGUCAUCAUUCACCCUGCCGUGGCACUGGCCAUUUGGCUCGCGUUAGUGUGGUGACCUCUGCCAUCCGUAAUGACAGUAAUGACAGUAAUGACUCUAAGCAACCACUAGUAGUGUGGCAGGCAACAAGCAUGUUCUGGGGCUGAGAACGGGGAAAGGAGUGAACCCACAUCUACAGCCUCCAUUAUGCUGUUCUGCUCGCAUGCAUAACACGGCUAGUGCUUGUGUUUGGGCAUUGCUGUUUAACCACCGGCUGGAUGGGUGCUUGCUUGUCUGUCCAUCGUCGUCCAUCUUGUCGUGUAGCGGGCGGAACCCACUGGCUACUCAUGCUGCCCUCUGUUGCCCCGGCAUGCGUUCAACCAGAUACAACAGCAACUCGUAACAGUAUGAGACCAAGAACUUU